Tachysurus vachellii is the source of this 5472-nucleotide messenger RNA. Its product is annotated as nectin-2. The record is from RefSeq and is a predicted model, not a curated record. NCBI's taxonomy places the organism in Eukaryota, Metazoa, Chordata, Actinopteri, Siluriformes, Bagridae. The transcript is spliced from 8 exons. The coding region runs from base 268 to 1806 and encodes 512 amino acids.
UCGUCACCACGUGACAGCAGGCUCCAGUAGCGGGGAGCGUUUGCGGAGUAUCGGUCAGAGCUCGCGCACACGGCCGUGGAGCAGGCGGACGCACGCUGCACAUCACCGCUUAUUAAAUAAACAGGAGCGACUGAGAAAGAGACUCUUACUCAAACCCGUCUGGACGCUUUUACAUAAAAAAAAAACACAAGAAAGAAAAGAAGCGAAGAAUUAAAGUUGCUGCUUUCUCGCUGACAACCAGAGACACUGAGCGCGCUGUUGGACAACAUGAUGCUGGACUCUGGUGUGUGCUCUGCGGUGGGACUCCUCAUCACCAUCCUCCUUACAGUCCAAGGCUUAUUGGCUCAGAAGGUGAAGGUGGAGCCAGAAGUGGUGUCCUAUCCGGGAGAGACGGUGGUUCUGCGCUGUCAGUUUCCUGACCCAGGCAAGACCCAGCUCACCCAGGUGUCUUGGAUUUUAGAGAAGAGCGAUGGCACCCGCACCAACAUUGCUGUAUUUCAUCCCACUUAUGGGGUCAAUUAUCCAGUCUCUCCAGUGGAGGGGCGUGUUAGUUUUAUCACCACUCCCACCACUCUGGAUAAUCCAACUAUUCAGAUCGAAGACAUCGCUCUGACCGAUGAAGGGAAGUACAUCUGCGAGUAUGCCGCUUAUCCCACCGGAAACGAAAAGGGCAUAACCUCCCUUGUUAUACUAGCCAAGCCUGUCAACUUGGCUUCCAUCAUCACCGUGCCUGUGGGCGACACUCCCGUGUCCGUAGCGCGCUGCGAGUCAGCCAACGGCCGGCCACCAGCCACCAUCACCUGGUUGACUUCUGUGAACGGCAACAGCUCAGCUCCCGUCACUGCGGACAACUCGGACAACACCGUGACCGUGCGCAGCGAGUACGUUCUCAAGCCCACGCCGGCCGAUGACGGAAAGGAGAUCAGCUGCAAGGUGACGCAUCGCACGUUACCCAACAGCGAGACCUUCCCCAUGAAGCUGGUGAUCCAAUAUCCUCCUCAGGUCACGAUUGCAGGAUAUGAUGAUAACUGGUACAUAGGGCGGACAAAUGUGGUGUUGACCUGCCAGUUUCGUGGAAACCCAGUUCCCACCACUGUGAACUGGAAAAUGAGCUCAGGCUUCAUGCCGGACACAGUGGAGGUGUCCCAGAAUAAACUGACCGUACUGAAGGUGGACGAGUCCAUAAACAACACGUUUAUCUGCGAGGUGACAAACAGCCUCGGGACCGGCAAGGAUCAGGUCGCUGUGUUCGUCAGGGAAGCACCCAUGCCUCCCUCCAGUGCAGGUGUGGUAGCAGGCGCAGUCAUCGGCAGCUUACUGGCCCUUCUAUUGGUCGGCGCCCUCAUUGCAGUCUUGAUAAGCCGCAGCCGCAGGCAACAACAGGGUUACCGAGGCAACAGCAAGGGAAACUCCGCCCCCUAUGACUCAGUGGCACGUCUCUUCGGCUCGUCAGGCAGCAAGAACGGCACCGGCAACCACGGCAACAAUAACGCACCCAUCUACAAGGGAGACGUGGGGCUCUCGGAGAAAGCCGGAAACAUGGGGCUGCACCAGGGGGGCGUGGCCUUAGUGGAGAAUACCCCGACAGCACAGGACAUCCUGCUGAGCAGCGAGCUGGACGAGGCCGAGCGCAGGAAGUUCGACGAGCUGGAGGAAGAGGACGAGCGCUACGACCAAUUCAGCGGUAGCGGGCCAAUCCUGCAGCUCCGCCCACACGAUGAGGACCCCACCUCGGCCUACCUCGACGACGACAUGGAGUCACAGAGAGAUGGCUCAAUCAUCUCCCGGACCGCUGUCUACGUGUGAGAGCGGAAGAAAGGGGGAGAUGGAGAGCGAGAGAAACAACAAGACGAGUGGAACGAGAACUAGAGUGGGCCUGCUCCCAAAGGAUUUUUUUUCCUUUCAGUUUUAAGAUUAUUCAUUUAAUUUUCCAAAUCUUAUUAUCGAAAAAACACACCAGAGAGACAGACAUGAACUAUGGAUGGAUGGAUGAAUGGAUGGUUGGAUAAAAACAAAUACAGGGCAGAUGCAGGAUGUGCAGAGUGGACACAUGGCAAAAACAUGACAUUUAUACUUCCUAUUUACAGCAACGGUUGUCAUGGAGGCAAUGACUUUAAAUGUGCACACAUUGUUAUCCAAAACACACAGACACUCUCUCUCAAACACACACACUCUCUCUCUCUCUCUCUCUCUCUCUCUCUCUCUCUCUCUCUCUCAAACACACACACGCGCCCUCUCUCUCUCUCUCUCUCUCUCUCUCUCUCUCUCUCUGUCUAUCAGGAUUUGGUUAAAAUUAUUUAUUUUUUCUUUUUUCUUUUUUUUACCUCUUCCUUGGGCCUGUAGAGCAAGUUUGAGAAGUCUCUUGGUGUGAUCUUGCUAUUCUCUCUCCUCCUUUUUUCUCGCUUCUUGGUGUCUCUGGCCCUCUCUCUCCUGUCUGCUAGAUGAUCUGAGGCUGGACUCUCCUGCUCAAGUGUUUUGUUAUAAGCAGCUCUUCCCAAACGAUUGGACACACAUCAAAGUCUUCACUUUGCCAAGCGCACUUAGACGCAUUAGAUGAAGGAAAGCAACAAUUAAGGCUCUAGUCAGCAAAUGGCUGUUUUAAAACAUCACAAGGGUUUUUGAUACGCGGUUUAAACACGCCGCUUACUAUCAAGCGAGCGCGCAAAGUCUUUUGUGCCCUUAUUAGAUUGAUCAAAGCGUCAUAAUAAAUUUAUCACCCUUUUAAACCCUUUAUCGCAGUUUUCUAACCAGAUUGUAUAGUAUUUUCAUCCAGUUUUUCUCCCCCAGAAGGAUGCAUGCUUUAACAUGAUCCCGUAUAUGAGGAAAGUUACGAAAACUCUUUACAUAGAGACAUAACAAGGAGCACAUGCUUCCUCCUGAUCACAGAGGUCCUGCUGUUGUGCAAAACAGUAUUGUGUGUGAAAUCUAGAGAUUGAGUCGUUUAUAUCCGCACAUCCCUAAUUGAGACAAAUCACAUUGCAUAUCUUCCUAAUUGCAGUGAAUUAAUCAGACUUUUACUUGUUUAUCUUUUAGAUCACGUAGCCAGACAUCCAGCAUUCACUACACUUUUCUACACACACGAAUCACACACCAAAUGUUUAACUGGUCGUGUCUGUAAGAGCACGUUUCCUCUUCCUGAUCCCUGCCUAAAUCACUCUUUUUAUUUAAUCUCAAGUCAUUCACCUGUAGUGAAAUCUCUCCCUUUUAUAUCGCCUCACCGCGCCGCUCCGGCGCUCACCGUUAAUCACAAGUGUGUGUUUUAUUUAGAAGUGGCUAAUUGACCCCCGUGAAUCCCACGGACCAACUUGCACCGGGAAAAAGCCAUCCGACGCGUACGCACUCAUUCAAUCACCCUGAGCUGCUUCUUUACCAGCCAGUGACCCGACGCGUAAUAAACCCCACGCACACGAAGCCUCGACCUUCCGUCUCCGCGCAUGCAGACGAUGUAAUUAACGGAGAAAAUCAUCAGCGCUGAUGCAUUGAGCUCUAAUCUCUAAUUGUACAAAGCUAAUUAAUCAACUCCAUAUUUAUAAAAGCUCACGUCCUAAUCGGUUGCCAUGGCCGCACAGUUAAAUAUAUCUCUCUCUGCUCUCACAGUCGUCUUUUCCCUGAUCCCUUUUUCUUUCUGAUCCCUACUUUUCAUUUAUCACUGUUUUUGUCACUUGCUCCGAAGGCAGCCGCUAUUCAUGGGGGUGCAGAAGGGGGGUGGGGGUGGGGUGUGUGUGUGAUGACAUUAAUCGUUGAGAUUGACUCUUUGUGUUUGUGUGUGUGUGUAUAUAUAUAUAUACACGCAUAUAAAUAUAUACAUACAUAUAUAUAUAUAUAUAUAUAUUUUGUGUAAGGUGUCCGCAACAUAUGUACACAAUUUAUUUUUCUUAAAUGAUGAUGAUAACGUGUUGAAGUCCAAAACAUCUAUUGUACAUAGGAGAAUAGACGAAACACUGCUCAUUAGGUAUCUCGGGCUGCAGAGACUCGGAAAUGCAUGACACAAAUGUCAUCGCAACACCAAAUUUAAAAAAAAAAAAAAAAGGUUAAUCUGUUCUAGAGAUAUAUCAAUAGAUGGUGUUUUCACACACACACACACACACACACACACACACACACACACAGAGUGUACUGUAGACACCUAUUUUUAGUGAGCGGUGAAGUCUCACACGCCUAUAGAGACCUAUUUUAGUAAGUGAUGCAGUCUCGUUCAGACACACACAUUAUAGAAAGCCAGCUGUCCACCUGAUUCUGUGUGUGUGCGUGUGUGUGCGUGCGCAUGUAAGUGUGCGUGAGUCAAAAUAUUAAACUGUGUCUGACUUGAGAGUAGUAAUUUCCUCCAGGGUCUUGGACACACACGGACACACACACUCGCACAAACGUAUGGACAGUGUGGUAAUUUAAACCAGGCAUCACACACAGUCCUGUAAAUUAUCACCAUCCCUGCUGCCCUUGAAUCUGUACGAGCGUCCAUCACUGAGCCAGUGAAAGGCAUGCUGGGUAAAGUAGUUUUCUCGUGUCCACAAGCAGGAUCAGGUUCACUUCGCUCAUCACAAGGCCAAAGGGAAUCGGUGCUGUGGUGCCGCUGGCUUUAGCGUGUCCGCUGCUAAUUAGCGGAGAACACAUCGACCUUGCGGCGCUCAGCUUCUUCAAGAAGCGAAGCAGCUAAGGACGGCACACUCAGAGAAUAUUAAAGAAGAGGUGUGUAACCUCAGAGCUAGGAGACUGCGAUGCAAUUCAAGGCUCUUAGCUCAUCAGUUUCAUUUCCCCCAGCUCUUGAUCCCUUCGUCCUUUACGCCGUCGUCGUCGUCGUCCACUUCUUUUCAAAACCUGUGUGAUUAGAAUUCGAAAGCCUUAAAUGUCACCUGACCAAACCUGUCUCUCUGUAAAUAGUAUAAAUAUUAUAAAUAUGAACAUGUGAUGAUGAAGAAAAAUAAGAUUGAGUAAUUGAUGUCACAUUUUGUGUGUGUGUGUGUGUGUGCGUGCGUGCGUGUGUGUCUAUCCACAUGCAUACGGGAAUCAUGAAGGAUUUCUCUUCUUCAGUUCGGACUGACUUGUUUUUAACAGCUUUUAAUUUGUUUUAAACCAUCUUGUUGGUGCUCACGCAGUGCUUUAUUGUUGCAUUUUGAAUUUUUGUGCUACGAUGCUAAUGAUUUUACUGUGCCCUGUUUGCCGAACAUUCUGACACUUUACCAACUUCACUAAACAAUGUCAUGUUUUAGGAUUUCUUUUCCAUUUUUUUAGGGUUUGCCAGUCUUUGUAAUGUUUUUGUGUUUUUUUUUUUUUUUUUAAUUAUUUGGUUUGUAAUUAAAGUAUUUUAAAAAAAAAAAAAAAAAAAACAAACUGCUAAUGACGUGUCAAGUGUGUUGUGCACUUCUGUCCUCUAAGCUCCUUGAACUGCAAGUGCGAGAGUGUGUGUGUGUGUGUGUUUUGGCAUUAUUUGUAUAUCACCUGUCACAGAUAACCCAAAUACAAGGUUUAAAACAA